AUGGCGGACAAGGCCACUCUCGCGGAGAUCUUGGCGCUGGUACGCGGCCUGGAUGCCAAGGUCACGGCGCUCGAGGCGCGGCUGAGCUCCGGCGGCGCGCCAGCGGCCGCCCCCGGCCGCUCGUCCACGGGCGCCACCCGCGCGGGCCCCGCGGGAGGCGGGCCCACGACGUCCGGCGGCUCGCCGCUCGCGGCGCUGAGAAGCGACGUCAUUCCCCUCGUCAGCGAGCUCGAGCGCGCCGCGAACGCCGUCCAGGGCAAGGACGCAGAGGGUGUCCGGAAGGCAACCGCCCUCUUGGCGUCAGGAUACCGCGCGCUCCCCGGGGUGCUUGCGCGCGCGAAGCCCGCGACGCCGGCUGCUCUGCAGGACGCCGUCGCCCCGAUCUCUUCAUGCAUCCAGGACCUGAACAAGCUCGCGGACGACCGCAGAUCGCCGGCGUACCACCACGUCAAGGCGGCGUCCGAGGCGAUCGGCGCGCUGGCCUUCGUUGCAUACGCCGGGCCUGGGUGCGGCAUGGAGCAGCCGCCGCAGCACGCCGAGUCCGCGCUGCAGUCCGCGUCGUUCUGGAUCACGAAGGCCGUCAUGGACUCCGGCCGCGACGCCGCGCACCUGGCCUGGGGCGAGGCCGUGAAGGCCCUCGGAGCCGCUUUGAAGGCACACCUGGCGCGCCACCAGCCUGUCGGACCUGAAUGGGACGCGUCCGGGGCGGCGGAGGCGCCCGCGGCCCCCGCGGCGGCCGUGAAGGCCCCUGCGAAGAAGGCGGGCGGCGCGCCGCCGCCUCCGCCGCCUCCGCCGCCCACGGUGGCGGCGUUGAACGCGGGCAUCGGCGGCGGAGGCGCGGGGCCCUCUGGCGGGGGCGGGGGCGGCGGCGGGGGCUCCGCGGAGCAGCUGUUCGCGGAGAUUCGGAAGGGCGCGCAGCUGCGGCACGUCACGAAGGACAUGAAGGCGCAGGGGAAGGGCGGCGCCGUGCCGGCGGGAGGAAAACCGCCGCCGCCGCCGCCGAGCGUGCCGGCGCCGCGCGGGGGCGUCGCGGGCGGCGCAGGCGUGGCGCGUGGGCCGCCGCGGACGGAGCUGGAGGGCGGCCAGCGUUGGGUGGUCGAGAACUACGUGGGCGGCGACGGCGGCAACGGCCAGCCCAUCACCAUCAAGGAAGCGGACAAACGGCACUCGGUGUGCAUCCGGAGCGUGACGAACACGACCGUCGUCAUCCACGGCAAGAUCAACAACCUCACGCUGGAGAGCUGCCGGAAGGUCGGCGUGCUCUUCCAGGGCGCCAUCGCCUCCGUGGAGGCCCUGCACUGCGCGGAGGUGGAGCUCGAGUCCAAGGGCCCUGUGGCGGGGUACGCGAUCGAGCAGUGCGACGGGUGCACGAUCUACAUGUCGCGCGCGUGCGGGAGCGACGCGCAGGUCGUCACGUCGCUCUCCACGCAGGUGAACGUCGUGCUGCUCCCCAGCGACGACGCCGCCGACCCGCUGGAGCUGCCCGUGCCGGAGCAGUUCGUGAGCCGGCUCGAGGGCAGCAAGCUGCAGACGGGGCCCGUCGAGCACGCGGGCGCGUAG
Pedinophyceae sp. YPF-701 is the source of this 1560-nucleotide messenger RNA. Lineage: Eukaryota; Viridiplantae; Chlorophyta; Pedinophyceae. The record is from the annotation of a GenBank genome assembly.